AUUUUCUCACCCUGUACUUAAUGAAUUUGUCAUCUACAUUUGUUUUUGAUGGUCAUUUCAAUUAGAUUUCAAUUUUAAACGCAACAGCACCUAGGUGAUAUUGACAUAAAACUUUGUGAUUCAAAUCUCAUACCAGGAAUCGUUACCACAAAGAUGGCUCUCGUUUCCAACGAUGUGUCGAUCAACAACGAGCCCAAGGAACUGCUAUUCGAUAAACACGUAGAAUAUAUCGCUAAUCACGGGAACGACAAAAAUGACUACGAAUACUGCAUGACGGAGUUUCUUCGGAUGUCAGGAAUCUACUGGGGUGUAACCGGGCUAGAUUUAAUGUACAAACUCGACCGACUCGAUAAGCAAGAGAUCAUCGAAUUCGUGAAAAAUUGCCAAUGUCCGGUAAGCGGAGGAAUAUCGGCAUGUGAGGGUCAUGAUCCUCACAUUUUGUACACACUGAGUGCAGUGCAAAUUUUGUGCAUUUACGACGGUUUGGAUGAGAUUGAUACGGAAGCCGUAGCUCGGUAUGUCAGUUCAUUGCAACAACUCAACGGCAGCUUCUUUGGCGAUAAAUGGGGCGAAGAGGAUACGAGGUUUUCCUUUUGUGCAGUUGCAAUUCUCAGUUUGAUCAACAAAAUGAACGUGAUUGACCUGGAGAAGGCGGUCAACUAUGUCAUGUCGUGCUGUAAUUCCGAUGGUGGCUUCGGAUCGAAGCCCAAUGCCGAGAGCCAUGCCGGUCUUAUUUACUGCUGUGUGGGAUUCCUAUCGAUAACUGAUCAUCUGCAUAAGUUGGACUGCGAGAAGCUUGCUUGGUGGCUGUGCGAGCGACAGUUACCUAGCGGUGGGCUCAAUGGGAGACCCGAAAAAUUGCCGGACGUCUGCUAUUCUUGGUGGGUGCUGGCGUCGUUGACCAUAAUGGGUCGAUUGCACUGGAUUAGUUCGGAAAAAUUGCAACAAUUUAUACUCUCCUGUCAAGAUUCAGAAACUGGUGGAUUCUCCGAUCGCACCGGUAAUAUGCCGGAUAUUUUCCAUACACUGUUUGGUCUGGGAGCACUUUCACUGCUUGGCGACGAAAGGUUACGAAAAGUCAAUCCUACUUUCUGCAUGCCACAAUACGUUAUCGAUCGGUGCAAACUGAAUCCGAAAGUAAUUGUUCUCUAAUAUUCCAAAAAAAUGAGAGAAGCUUUUAACGCAGACACAUUAAUUUGACAUUUUUAUAACGUAGUACACUACCCCCAUGUAUUGGAAUAUAAGCAGCGUCUAAGCUUUA
Messenger RNA from Topomyia yanbarensis, 1261 nucleotides. It is a transcript of the gene betaggt-II, whose product is annotated as geranylgeranyl transferase type-2 subunit beta. The record is from RefSeq and is a predicted model, not a curated record. Gene Ontology annotation, cellular component: Rab-protein geranylgeranyltransferase complex. Gene Ontology annotation, molecular function: Rab geranylgeranyltransferase activity. Lineage: Eukaryota; Metazoa; Arthropoda; Insecta; Diptera; Culicidae. Gene Ontology annotation, biological process: protein geranylgeranylation. The transcript has 4 exons. The coding region runs from base 154 to 1152 and encodes 332 amino acids.